Pelodiscus sinensis (Chinese soft-shelled turtle) is the source of this 2350-nucleotide messenger RNA. RefSeq names its product WD repeat and SOCS box containing 1 (gene WSB1). Gene Ontology annotation, biological process: protein polyubiquitination; intracellular signal transduction. NCBI's taxonomy places the organism in Eukaryota, Metazoa, Chordata, Testudines, Trionychidae. The record is from RefSeq and is a predicted model, not a curated record. Gene Ontology annotation, molecular function: protein binding.
GCUACUGCAGCGGUGGUUGUGGUUCCCCUCGCUCAGUCCCUCAGCGCCCCGACCCGUGUCAGAGCCGGUCCGAAGGGCGGCUCCGUAGAUGGCCAGCUUUCCCCCGAGUGUCAACGAGAAGCUCAUCGCAAGAUCACGUCCUAUAGGAGAACUCUUAGCCCCAACAUCUCCUUUUGAUAAGAAGUGUGGACGUGAAAACUGGACUGUUGCUUUUGCACCUGAUGGAUCUUACUUUGCUUGGUCACAAGGACAUCGCAUAGUAAAGCUUGUUCCCUGGACUCAGUGCUUUAAUAACUUUUUGUUACAUGGCACAAAGAAUGUUCCAAAUUCAGUCAAUUCAAGACUUUCAAGACAAAACAGUGACAGUGGCCAAAAAAAUAAGCCUUGUGAGCAUAUAAUUGACUGUGGUGAUAUAGUCUGGAGUCUUGCUUUUGGGUCUUCAGUGCCUGAAAAACAGAGUCGCUGUGUGAAUAUAGAAUGGCAUCGAUUCAAAUUUGGACAAGAUCAGCUUCUGCUUGCAACUGGCUUAAACAAUGGGCGCAUCAAAAUAUGGGAUGCAUACACAGGAAAACUCCUCCUUAACCUGAUGGAUCAUACUGAAGUGGUCAGAGAUUUAACGUUUGCCCCAGAUGGCAGUCUCAUAUUAGUGUCUGCAUCAAGAGAUAAAACACUAAGAGUGUGGGACCUGAAAGAUGAUGGAAAUAUGAUGAAAGUAUUAAGAGGGCACCAGAAUUGGGUGUAUGGCUGUGCUUUUUCUCCAGACUCUUCCAUUCUUUGUUCAGUUGGAGCCAGUAAAGCAGUUUUUCUUUGGGAUAUGGAUAAAUACACCAUGAUUCGGAAACUAGAAGGCCAUCACAACGAUGUUGUAGCUUGUGAGUUUUCCCCUGAUGGAGCUUUACUGGCUACUGCAUCUUAUGAUACUCGAGUUUAUGUCUGGGAUCCCCAUAUUGGAGUUAUUCUAAUGGAAUUUGGGCAUCUGUUUCCCGCUCCUACUCCAAUAUUUGCUGGGGGAGCAAAUGACAGAUGGGUGAGAUCUGUUUCUUUUAGUCAUGAUGGACUGCAUAUUGCAAGCCUUGCUGAUGAUAAAAUGGUGAGGUUCUGGAGUAUUGAAGAAGAUUAUCCUGUGCAAGUUGCACCUUUGAGCAAUGGGCUUUGCUGUGCCUUUUCUACUGAUGGCAGUGUUCUAGCUGCUGGAACACAUGAUGGAAGCGUGUACUUCUGGGCAACUCCAAAGCAUGUGUCUAGUCUUCAACACUUGUGUCGCAUGGCUAUAAGAAGAGUGAUGCCUACUAGCCAAGUCAGGAAUUUGCCUGUCCCUUCCAAAGUGGUGGAGUUUCUUUCCUACCAGAUUUAAAUCCCUUGCAUGUGACCAGUCUGCUCAAACUGGUAAAAGUACAGUUUUAAAGAAACCUCAAGCUUUACGAGCCUUCGAGCUUCAAACUCUACACAUGUUCAAGAUCUAUUUAAAUUUGAUACAUCUAAAAAAUUUGUUCUGAAUUGACAUUGGUGUUUUUAAUAUUAUUUAUCGAAAAAUACAAUAGAAGUAUUUCUGAAGUUCUCAAGACAAUUUUUUUAAAAUUUAACUGUGAAAACAUGUACAUAUGUAGAUGUAAGCAGCUGUGUUAUCAGUGGACCUUUUAAUAUUUUUUUUUGAUCUAGUGUAUAUCGUGUAUAUAUUGCUUCUGUAGAGACAUCAGAUGUACCAGUGCUGUAAAGCAGAAGGAUAGCUAUUAUUCUGGGACACUGAGUUGGACAAAUAUUGAUUUAAAGAAGCUUAACUGCUUUAAAUGUAUGUACAUUAGUUGGGGAUCAGGACACUGAUCCGCAGAUGCGAAAUUGUUAGCUAAUUUUGUGGGGAGGUACCGCUUAGUUUUUGUUAGCUAAUUUUGUUGGGAGGUACCGCUUAGUUUUCAUUAGUGCUGAUGUGUGGUUAUGGGAAAUAGGUUGAGUUGAAAGAUGGAGUAGAUAGAAUGCAAGUCCUGGAACAUCACUUCAGUUAGCAAACAUGUUUAUCUUUUAAAGCAGGCCUUAAUUUUUGCAGCAACAAAAAGGAUAGAUUUAAAUUGUAGGUGGUGGUGAAGAAAAAAAUCCUUAAAAUUUUGAAAUCUAACUACUGUAUUGUUGCCUGGCGUAUUAUCUGAAACAUAUGAUGUUUACAGACUUCGAUUGUUCUAUGACCCUGUAAUAUCUCUUGAGGGGGUGAUACUGGUUAACUGCCAAAGAUAAGCAAAAUGUUUGCUUCUGCCUUCUGUUAUUUAUCUGUACCUGCAGAUACAAAGAAUGUAUGCAUUGCAUAAAAUGCUUAAUUAUAUAUAUUUUUUGUUCUUUUUAUUAAAGACUUAUACAAAAA